ACCUGAAGGAGAACCAGCCGGAAGUCAACAUGAGCAAAUGUCUGAUCAGCAAGGUGGAGGUGCAAGGCUUCAUCGAGCGGUGUAUGACAGGUGUGGGCACCAAGCAGCAUCAUGCCCGCAGCCUGGCCGAGGUGCUGGUGGAGGGGGACCACAGGGGCCACUACAGCCACGGACUCAACCGGAUGGACAUGUACGUUAAGGACAUCCCCGGAAUCUGUGCCAAGGACGGUGAGCCGGUGGUGGAGAAGGAGAGCGCCGCCACAGCUCUGGUGGAUGAAAACCUGCUGGGUCCUGUGGUGGGAAACUUCUGCAUGAAUCUGGCCAUUAAGAAGGCCAAAGAAGCUGGCAUCGGCUGGGUGGUGGCACACGGUUCCAACCAUUAUGGUAUUGCUGGAUAUUACUCAAUGCAAGCUCUGAAGGAAAACAUGAUUGGCAUGUCCUUCACCAACACGUCUCCACUGGUGGUUCCCACACGUGGUAAAGAUUGCACUUUGGGCACAAACCCCAUCAGCGUGGCCGCUCCGGCUAAAGAUGGAGACAGCUUUGUUCUGGACAUGGCCACAUCAGCAGUAGCUCUUGGAAAGGUGGAGCUCCAUGAGCGGCGGGGGGACACCAUCCCUGAGGGCUGGGGCUGCGACGCCCAGGGGAAACUGACCACCGACCCUAAGAGGGUCCUGAGCGGAGGAGGGCUGGUGCCCGUCGGAGGCAGCGAGGCCACAGGAGGGUACAAAGGCUAUGGACUGGGGAUGAUGGUGGAAGUGUUCUGUGGCAUUUUGGCCGGUGCUCAGUACAGCAAUCAUGUCCGGACGUGGAAAGUAACCGACCGUGUUGCCAACCUGGGUCAGUGUUUCGUUGCAAUCAACCCAGAGAACUUUGCUCCCGGGUUUACCGACAGGAUGUCAGACCUCCUGUCCAUCCAGAGGGGGAUGGAGCCUGCUGACCCGAGCUGUCCAGUUUUGGCUGCUGGAGAUCCAGAGAGGAUGAACAUGAAGAAGUGUGAGGAGAUGGGCGGGAUCCCCUACCACAUCAAUGUCGUCAACUACAUGAACGAAUGUGCCAAGAGAGUUGGUGUCAGCCCGCUGCUGCCAUGUGACAAUCUCAUCUCCAACUAGUGGAUCCAGUCACGAGUCCCAGCGCGGGAAACCUUCAGCUUCUGCUCAACUUAAAGUUCACAUUGAGGUACAUGGGAACAAACCUUUGUACAUGCAAAUUGUUCACGUGUUGACAAUCAUAUCUUAUCCGUAUAACAGCACUUUCCAGGUAUUUUAAUCUCUUCUUUAACAUGUAACACAAAACAUUUCCCAUUUCCAUGACAUUUGUGACAUAAGACC
This is a messenger RNA of Gymnodraco acuticeps, 1331 nucleotides long. RefSeq lists its product as uncharacterized. The record is from RefSeq and is a predicted model, not a curated record. Gene Ontology annotation, molecular function: oxidoreductase activity. Lineage: Eukaryota; Metazoa; Chordata; Actinopteri; Perciformes; Bathydraconidae.